Messenger RNA from Mycosarcoma maydis (corn smut), 2868 nucleotides. RefSeq names its product putative trifunctional formate-tetrahydrofolate ligase/methenyltetrahydrofolate cyclohydrolase/methylenetetrahydrofolate dehydrogenase MIS1. Gene Ontology annotation, cellular component: cytosol. The coding region runs from base 1 to 2868 and encodes 955 amino acids. Gene Ontology annotation, biological process: tetrahydrofolate interconversion. The transcript has a single exon. The record is from RefSeq and is a predicted model, not a curated record. Gene Ontology annotation, molecular function: methylenetetrahydrofolate dehydrogenase (NADP+) activity; methenyltetrahydrofolate cyclohydrolase activity; ATP binding. Lineage: Eukaryota; Fungi; Basidiomycota; Ustilaginomycetes; Ustilaginales.
AUGGCUUCGCUCGCAACCACGCCGGGUGGCGCAAAACUCAUCGAUGGCACCGCCCUGGCAAAGCAGGUGCGUGCCCGUGUCGCCGAGCGUAUCGCUGAGCUCAAGCAGCAGCACACAUCCUUCCAGCCUCACCUCUGCAUCAUGCAGGUCGGCGCUAUGAGUGCUUCCACCACCUACAUCAGGAUGAAGAAGCUCGCCGCCGAGGAAUGUGGCAUGCGAUACACUCACGUUCAGCUCCCCGAAGGCUCCAGCGAGGCAGAGAUCAUCAAGCGUGUUGGUGAGCUCAACGAGGACAUCAGCGUGGAUGGCAUCCUCGUUCAGCUGCCCCUGGGUGACCACAUCGACUCGGAUGCCGAGCGACGCGUCACCGAAGCCAUCAGCCCCGAAAAGGAUGUUGAUGGCUUCCACGCCCUCAACAUCGGCCACCUCUCCUCCAAGGCUUGCAACCCGCUCUUCUUCCCUUGCACCCCCGCUGGCUGCAUCAAGCUCCUCGAGAACGCUGGUAUCACCAACAUGGCUGGCCUUCGCGCCGUCGUCAUUGGCCGAAGCGACAUUGUCGGCAACCCUGUUGCCUCCCUCCUCCGCAGCAGGGACUGCACCGUCACCCAGGUUCACAGCAAGACCGUCGACCUUCAGGCCCACCUCUCUCAGGCUGACAUUGUCAUCGCUGCCAUGGGUAAGCCUCACUUCAUUCAGGGCGAAUGGAUCAAGAAGGGCGCUGUCGUUAUCGACGUUGGCACCAACUUUGUCGACGAUGCCACCAAAAAAUCUGGCUACCGCCUUGUCGGUGACGUCGAUUUCGACGCCGCUUCCAAGGUCGCUUCUGCCAUCACCCCUGUUCCUGGUGGAGUCGGUCCCAUGACUGUCGCGAUGCUGAUGGAGAAUGUUCUCAUCAGUGCCGAGCGCAGCCUCGCCGAUGGUCGUGCCCUCGGUAUCGGCCGUGGUGUCGUUCGCCCCAACCCUAUCAAGCCUCUCGCCAAGGUCCCCUCGGAUAUUGAAGUCGCUCGUUCGCAAACGCCCAAGCCCAUCACCCAGGUCGCCCGCGAGAUUGGUCUUAUCUCGACCGAGCUCGAACCGUACGGAUCUGUCAAGGCCAAGGUCGACCUUUCCGUCCUCAAGCGUCUUGCGCACCGCAGGAACGGCAAAUACAUUGUUGUCGCCGGUAUCACUCCCACGCCGCUCGGCGAGGGCAAGUCGACCACCACCAUCGGCCUCGCCCAGGCGCUCGGUGCUCACCUUGGCAAGGCGGCUUUCGCCUGUGUUCGUCAGCCCUCUCAGGGUCCCACUUUCGGUAUCAAGGGUGGUGCUGCUGGUGGAGGAUACUCGCAGGUUAUCCCCAUGGAGGAGUUCAACCUCCACUUGACCGGUGACAACCACGCUGUUCAAGCGGCCAAUAACCUUUUGGCUGCCGCCAUCGACACGAGGAUGUUCCACGAGGCCACCCAGAAGGACGCUGCGCUCUUUGAUCGUCUUUGCCCCAAGAAGAAAGGUGUGCGCACCUUUGCACCCAUCAUGUUCCGAAGGCUCAAGAAGCUCGGUAUCGACAAGACCAACCCCGACGACUUGACCGACGAAGAAAAGUCUCGUUUUGCUCGUCUCGAUAUCGACCCAGAGACCGUCACUUGGAGACGCGUUACCGACACCAAUGACCGAUACCUGCGUGACAUCACCGUUGGUCAGGCUGCUACCGAGAAGGGUAUCACUCGAAGGACUGGUUUCGACAUUGCCGUCGCCUCCGAGUGCAUGGCCGUGCUUGCGCUCAGUCGUGAUCUCAAGGAUAUGCGUGAGCGUCUUGGCCGCAUGGUCAUCGGCACUUCGCGCGCAGGUGACCCCGUCACUGCUGAUGAUAUUGGUGUCGGUGGCGCCCUUGCCAUCCUCAUGAAGGACGCGAUCAAGCCCAACCUUAUGCAGACGCUCGAAGGCACUCCCGUCUUUGUUCACGCCGGACCUUUCGCCAACAUUGCUCACGGUAACUCGUCGAUCCUUGCAGAUGCUAUCGCACUCAAACUUGCCGGUAUCGAGCAAGGCGAGCCGAUCGAACGCACGGGAUACGUCAUCACUGAAGCUGGUUUCGGUGCCGAUAUCGGCAUGGAGAAGUUCUGCAACAUCAAAUGCCGCGAGUCGGGUCUCGUGCCCGAUGCCGCUGUGAUCGUUGCCACCGUUCGAGCGCUCAAGACGCACGGUGGUGGACCCGAGGUUUCCCCUGGUAAGCCUCUGUCCGAGGUCUACUUGGAGGAGAACCUCGAGAUUUUGGAAAAGGGUUGCGUCAACCUUGCCAAGCACAUUGCCAACGCCAAAAAGUUUGGUCUCAAGGUCAUCGUGGCUAUCAACCAAUUUACUACCGAUACACCAGCCGAGCUCGAGCUUGUGCGUCAGAAGGCGCUCGAAGCAGGAGCCGACGAUGCUGUCCCUGCCAACCACUGGGCACUGGGUGGUGAAGGAGCUAUCGAUCUCGCCAAGUCGGUCAUCAACCAGUUGGAGGGUACAGCAUCCCAGUUCAACUUCCUGUAUGAACCCACACUUCCCAUCACGCAGAAAAUCGAAGCCAUCGCCAAGGAAAUGUACGGUGCCGACGGCAUCGAGCUGUCGGAAGCGGCGAACAAGCAGAUCCAGGUGAUCGAGAAGAAUGGCUUCGGUAACCUUUCGAUUUGCAUGGCCAAAACCCACCUUUCGCUUUCGGCCGACCCCACCAAGAAGGGCGCGCCGUCUGGAUUCACGAUCCCUGUCAGGGAGGUGUACGCAAGUGUCGGUGCAGGUUUAUUGGUCGUCAUGUGCGGUGCAAUGAGCAAGAUGCCUGGUCUCAACACUAGACCAGGCUACUACGACAUGGACUUGACCGAGGACGGUGAGGUCAUCGGCUUGUCGUAG